AGACCGUUUUUAUUGGAAACAAGGCGUUUCAUCUUAAUCCUCAGGGGUGAUAACACAUCUGCAUUCUGAUCUUUAAUAGAGGAUAGACCUAUCAUAUAUUAAUCGAAAUAGGUGGACUGCGUGCUCGAUUGUCACCCUUAAUCUAUGAAAUGAAAAUUGUGAUUUUCAUAUUUUUCUUCACCUUUCACCUUCUAUACUAUUGUAAACCUAUUAUGCAUAUUUUAGAAUAUGUUGCAAAAUAACCCUGUGUAAUUAUGUUACAGAUCAAGCAAUUUAUUAACAAUAUUUGGAAAGGAAAUUAUAAUAUAGUUCUUAUUAAAAUAUGCCGUCCCUCGGAAUUACUGUUUUCCUUCUGCUCACUCUCGGCGGAGUAAUUACUCAAAAAGAUGGCGUCAAGUGUUUUGAUGAGAGGAGCAACUUCGUAGGACGCUGUAAGCUUCUACGUGACUGUCCAUCAGCUGAGAGCCAUUUCUCGUCCACAGGAAUAUAUCCAGUGUUUUGUGAAUAUUCUGUUAGAAAAAUUCUUGUGUGUUGUAGAGAAACAGGGACAUGGUCACCUCCCUCACACGAGCCUGUUGAGGAAGACAGACCUACGUGGGGCUUUGUAAAUCAUAACCACGUCAGGAAACGCGUCAGCGAGCGUAAAUGUGAGCUCUUUAGCAAAGCCGUGGUGCAGCAGGUUGACUUCAUCAGCCUCAUUCCUGAUCCUGAUCCCAUAUCGAUAUCUGCUGCCGACUGUAACUAUACUGGCGUAGAACUUAUCGUUGGUGGAGUGAACGCUCGGCAAGGGGAAUUCCCUCACAUGGCGGCCAUAGGCUGGCUAGACUACGAUGAUAGCUACGCAUUCAGCUGCGGUGGCAGCCUCAUCAGCGAACGAUUCGUGGUUACAGCCGGCCAUUGUACCAAGAAGCCCAGGUCUGGGGAGCCGACCAUCGUACGUCUCGGCGAACAAAACUUAGAUCCCGAUGUGAGGGAUGGAGCUACACCAAUCGAUGUACGAAUUAGGGCGAUCCACAAGCACCCGGACUACAAGCCGCCAAACCGUUACAAUGAUAUCGCUCUCCUGGAGUUAGAGGAAGACGUCAAGUUCAACGAUAACAUACGACCUGCUUGCUUGUGGACGAAGGAGAACUUCGGAGGGCACAAGAAGGCCUUGGCGACCGGCUGGGGAGUUACUAAUCCCGACACUCAACAAACUUCAAAAGAGCUCCAGAAGGUGUCGCUUACUCUGCUUACCAAUGAGUACUGUGAUCGCAUCUUGAGCAGGAACAGGCACUGGCACGGCUUCGCACCCUCGCAGAUGUGUGCAGGGGAGUUACGUGGGGGGAAGGAUACCUGUCAGGGUGACUCCGGUGCUCCCCUCCAAGUGGUAUCACAAGAAAACCAGUGCCUCUUCUACGUUGUCGGUGUUACGUCCUUCGGUGGAAAAUGCGCUCAGAUUGGCCAACCCGCCAUUUACACUAGAAUCUCCAGCUAUCUAGACUGGAUAGAGAGUGUGGUGUGGCCAGGAGAAUAGUCCGUUGUUUUCAAACUAGGUUAGGUAUCGAAUAAACCUCAUUUUCAAGGUUUUAUCUCGUUACAUAUGACAGGUACUUUUCUACGUGGUAGGGCCAUGUUGCAACUAUAUUACAGUUGCAUUACGAAUGGGUCGGCUCGACCGGGGGGACAUCACUCUCACAGAAAACCAACCCAAAAUAGAAGUUUAAUGCUACUGUGUUUCGUUUGGUGAGUGUAGAGAACUAAAGACUCAUUUUACCGGUAACGGGGCAUUCUAUCGAUCCCUCAGGGAUGAAAAUAUAUCUAUCUAUACUUAGAUUUUUCGAGGAUAAAUGUAGUUGUCUAUGGGCCACAGUAUGCUCUUACAAUAAGGUGGACUGUGGGCUCGUUUGUCACACUUAUACAGUAAAAAGAUUUAUACUUAUUUAUUUGUAAUUCUCGGUGUUUCCCCCGAGCAUGUUGUAGAGAAAUUAAACACAAUAAAAUCCGUAAAAUUAGUUUUAUUCCUUAAGUAGUAUUCGUGUAAAUAUAACAAAUAAUUAAUAAGUUCAAUAAUUAGAAUAAUAAUAUAAUAAAUAUAUUGUUUACA
Messenger RNA from Parnassius mnemosyne (clouded apollo), 2086 nucleotides. The record is from the annotation of a GenBank genome assembly. NCBI's taxonomy places the organism in Eukaryota, Metazoa, Arthropoda, Insecta, Lepidoptera, Papilionidae.